GCAGCAGUUCUAGUUCCUUUACUCAACGAAGGAGGGGGCCCAGACUGCAGAUUUAGUUGAUAGCUAGCGAGCGGUUACUGGUUAGGGUCAGUUGGUAGAUUCAGCAGUCCAUGGACCAGUCGGCUUUUCUACUGGCACUUGUCUUCUCCCUGUUCCCCUUGUUGGAAAUUCAGCCAGCUGACCUCAGAUCCAGAUUCCACCACGCUACAGAUAGUUCGGCCUUUCUAGAUAUAUUCUGACUGGUUACUGGUAACCUAACGUCGUAGAUACCUCUAGACUUCUAGAGUGUGUCACGGUCAGCUAGUCUUUGCUGCCGAGAAGACCACUGCUGAUUUCCACUUGGUGUCUACUGCAGAUUUUUUUUUUAAUCUUGCCCAGAAGUGGUCAUCAGCAUGUGGAAGUUCCGGUCCCUUCGGCGAAAAAGAACGAGCUUCUGCUGAAGCUGGAGGCAGCAAGCAUCAACCCAGUGGACUGGAAGGUGCAGAAAGGCAUGCUGAGGCCUUUCCUGCCUCGUAAAUUACCUUUUAUCCCAGUGACUGAUGUGGCAGGAGUCGUGGCUGAUGUUGGUCCAGGAAUCAAUGGGUUCCAAGCCGGAGAUCAAGUUGUUGCUAUGCUCAACUCAUUUAACGGAGGUGGGCUUGCGGAGUAUGCUGUGGCAUCAGAAAAUCUGACCGUCAAGAGGCCUCCUGAGGUAUCUGCUGCCGAAGGCGCAGGGCUGCCCAUCGCCGCCGGCACUGCCCUCCAGGCGCUCAGGACCAUCGGCGCCAAGUUCGACGGUACUGGAAAGCCCAUGAACGUUCUGGUCACCGCGGCAUCAGGUGGCGUCGGCCUCUACGCCGUGCAGCUCGCGAAACGGGCUGGUCUCCACGUCACUGCCACCUGCGGCGCGCGUAACGUAGAGCUGGUGAAGAGCCUGGGCGCCGACGAGGUGCUUGACUACAGGACGCCGGAGGGUGCCACCCUGCAGAGCCCCUCGGGCAAGAAGUACGAUGGCGUCGUCCACUGCACUGUCGGGACCAGCUGGUCGACGUUCGAGCCUGUGCUGGCCGCCACGGGGAAGGUGAUCGACAUCACCCCGAACUUGACUGCCAUCCUCAAAUCGGCGCUGCACAGUGUGACCUUCGCCAGGAAGCGGCUCGUGCCACUGCUCCUGUCGCCCAACAAGGCGGACCUAGAGUUCCUGGUCGGGCUGCUGAAGGACGGCAAACUCGAGACGCUGAUCGACUCGAGGUUCCCGCUGAGCGAGGUGAGCAAGGCGUGGGAGAAGAGCAUCGAGGGCCAUGCCACUGGAAAGAUCAUUGUCGAGAUGGGAGACUGAUCUGGGACGCGUCCAUUGCCGAUAGAGACUUGCAGUAGCAUCCACUAGGCUGUUGGACACUACAGGGUUAAAGUCAACAUAUACGAAGUAGUACUAGUAUCUGAGUUUGGUCGUCGUACAAAUUGUUCGUGAGUGGUGAGCCAGUUUAUAGGCUUGUUUUUCUUUUGUUUUCAGCUAUAAACUUGAACUUCUUGUACAGUUUAGGGUUUUAUGGGGUUGCAUGAUAGAUCCGCAAAGUUGCAUUGUAAUUACAUAUUUGGGACUUGGGAGUUGCUAUAUUUCUGCUUGAAACUUCAGAAA
Molecule: messenger RNA, 1618 nt
Organism: Zea mays
Lineage: Eukaryota; Viridiplantae; Streptophyta; Magnoliopsida; Poales; Poaceae
Product: putative alcohol dehydrogenase superfamily protein
Exons: 4
Coding region: 491-1318 (275 amino acids)
Molecular function (GO): oxidoreductase activity
Source: RefSeq, a predicted model, not a curated record